Molecule: messenger RNA, 2164 nt
Organism: Spodoptera exigua (beet armyworm)
Lineage: Eukaryota; Metazoa; Arthropoda; Insecta; Lepidoptera; Noctuidae
Source: the annotation of a GenBank genome assembly
UUACUUACCCACAGAUUAGUAAUUUUUAUCAGUUUUGUAGCAGUCUUUAUCGGGAGCGCCGUGCUAGAGGCAGCGUGCUAGUAUAAAUAAACGUUUUUACGUAAACAAUUAUGUUAUAGUGUUACAAUGGCAGCCGACAGGUUAAUUUGGAAGAUUUUACUGGAUUUCCUUGUGUUGGGGUGCGUGGCGUUCCCGAUCCUGGGGCUGUCGCUGUGGGCGACGCCAUACCGUCGAGGGUACGAUGUGAAUGACAUGUCAAUACGACUGCCGUACAAGGAUCAGCUCAUAUCCGUGAGCGCUCUAGCAGGGGCUGGAUUCGGUUUCAUUGUCUGUACGAUACUCUUAGUGGAAAUCGUUCGAGACAAACAAGGGAAAGGUGUUGGUGAGAAGUUCCUAUCCGGAUCUGUGAUGCCCGGUUGGGUGUGGGAGAGCUACCGCAGUAUUGGUGUCUUCGCCUUCGGAGCAUCCUGUCAGCAACUCACGUCAGACUUCGCCAAAUAUGUUAUUGGCAGACUGAGGCCACAUUUCAUUGAUGUUUGCGUGCCAUACCCUACCGCGAAUUCUUCAGCGAACAGGCUGGGGUACAUCAACGACUAUACGUGUGCAGGUAGCGAUCCAGCUAAGAUUGCAGAAGCCAGGCUAUCCUUCCCCAGCUCGCACGCUAGCUUCUCCAUGUACUGUGCUGUGUUCUUCAUUUUCUACAUCCAAGUGAAGGGCAAAUGGCGUGGUUCGAAGUUAUUACGUCACGCUGUGCAGUACGCCGUGCUGAUUGCCGCUUGGUUCAUCGGCCUGUCUCGAGUCCAGGACCAUAUGCACCACUGGAGCGAUGUCGCCGCCGGGUUCCUUAUAGGAGCCACUUUUGCUUCUCUUGUGUUUAUCUACGUACUGAAACCGAAGAAGUACGGUCUACCAGAAACUUGGGAGGAGCCCCAGGUACCAACAAACACGUUGCCAAGAGCCGUGCUCUCGUCGAUAGCGUCCACACGAUGACCAUUAACGAUGUCCCUGGACCCUUACAGUUAGAACUAAUAAGUACAGGACAAAUGGUGAUAACUUAAGUCAUUUACCAAUAUUAUUUUUAAUUAUUUUAAUAUACCACUUACUGCAAUUAAUACAGACAAUUAAUGAUUAGGUACUUAAAUUUUUUCUUAUUCAAAUAUAAUAAUCUUUGUCCCAACGACUGGGUAAAAAAACUGGAAACUGUGACAUACACUCUUCGACUCUUAAUACACUAUUCGAGAAAUGCUCUACCAGUUUCGAGUUGCGCCGGGAUUCGUAUUUGUGAGCAGCGUGCGCUGUUUGGCGGACAUGAGCCUAAAUAUUUUAAUUAUUUCGGUUAUAGAAAAAAUGAUUUUGAUUAAUUAAUUUCAUUUGCAACUAAGUAAAAUUGCUAUCAGUAUUAGAACCAAGUUAUUGUUUUUGGUUAUAACGUUUUUAUUGGCACUUACGGUUCUGAAGCAAACUUUAUAUGAAUGAAGUCUGUGACUCUGUCUGUGACGUUUGCAAUACUUUUACUUUUUUUUCAAAAACUGAUACUAGAAAAUUCCAGUCAUUUCCAAGAAAAUAGUGGCUUUCCCGUCCAACACGGUUCCGUCCAUAUAAACACGAAAAUAAUAUAAGAAAAAUGAAUUGUAAUCGAAAAGUACAACAAAUAAAAUUUAAUUGUAGCAAGUAUGUAGGAAUUUACUUGUAUUUUUUUUUUAACUACACUAUUAUGAUUAUUAAGGUUUAGCAAUCUGACGCCUGAUACUUUAAAUUUGUUUUAUCAAAGUAAGUACUCAACAGAUUGCUUAUUGUAAUUUAAUAGGCGUCUCCCAACCUAUAAGAAAAAUAAUUAAAAAAAUGACGUCAAUAAUAUCAGAAACUGUUUAAAUUAGAAAAAAAACAAAGUGCCUGUUUCUAGCAUUUAAUUCCACGUAAUAGUACCUAUCUCAUUCAGACUAAAAUUAACAUCGAGUGAUGACUAAAAAUAAUAAAUACAGGGUGAUUGUUUAGUAAAAAAAAUAGCAAAUGUUAAUGUUAUAAGGAGUUCUAUACCUAACUUAUUAUUUAGUUAAGCCAUUAGAGCCGUUAUUUUUAUUAGUGUAAGAUAUCUUUUCAAAUGGCAUUCCUUCUUAAUUUUAAACGUUAAAGUCACAAUGCAAUUUAAUGUACAAUUAUAAUA